AGUACUAUCAGAUAAAGAAUUAGACUGCAACUGCCAAGCUCAGCAAUUUAUCCAAUGGGCUCGAUCAAACUGUAUUGAAGUUAUAGCUACAUGUUCUCGACCAUAUCAUCUAAAAGGCAGUCCUGUCAGAAUUUUGUAUGAUCAAGAUCUCGGCUGUGCAGUCGCAAUAAGACUUUUUUUACUUUAUUUUACAAUUAAGCAGAAACAAAGCAAGGAGAAAGUAGAUCUCGAAGAAAAAGAUCUCCAGACGACCUUUCAUAUGCCUCCUCAGAUAGAUUUUACUUUUAUACCUGAUGAAAGCUAUUUUACUUUUCAAGAUGAUAAUCUUGAUUGUAAAUAG
Trichoplax adhaerens is the source of this 340-nucleotide messenger RNA. RefSeq lists its product as uncharacterized. The transcript is spliced from 3 exons. The record is from RefSeq and is a predicted model, not a curated record. Lineage: Eukaryota; Metazoa; Placozoa; Uniplacotomia; Trichoplacea; Trichoplacidae. The annotation marks the transcript as partial.